Gambusia affinis (western mosquitofish) is the source of this 5887-nucleotide messenger RNA. RefSeq names its product solute carrier family 9 member A6a (gene slc9a6a). The coding region runs from base 128 to 2185 and encodes 685 amino acids. Gene Ontology annotation, molecular function: sodium:proton antiporter activity. The transcript has 16 exons. Gene Ontology annotation, cellular component: membrane; recycling endosome. NCBI's taxonomy places the organism in Eukaryota, Metazoa, Chordata, Actinopteri, Cyprinodontiformes, Poeciliidae. Gene Ontology annotation, biological process: proton transmembrane transport; sodium ion transport; regulation of pH. The record is from RefSeq and is a predicted model, not a curated record.
GGUUGACUCUGUUGCUGCCGUCUUGGCUGUCUUCUCUUCUCAGUCUGACUCAGUCUCUUCUCUCUCUCUCGCUCUCUCUUUUUCCUUUUAACUCCGACGACAUUGACCCUAUCCGAAAAUAGUCAUAAUGUUGGCAAAAAUGAGCGUGGACGUCUCGCUGCGGGCUUUGAGGACGCUGCGGCUGCUGGUUCUGGUGAGCCUGUGUGUGUUCAUCAGUGUCUCAGCAGCAUCAUCUCCAGCCCAGGAGGAGGACAGUGCCAUGGAGAACAUCGUUACAGAGAAGAAGGCUGAGGAGAGCCACAGACAGGACAGCGCAGACCUGCUCAUCUUCAUCCUGCUCCUCACCCUCACCAUCCUAACCAUCUGGCUCUUCAAGCACCGGCGCUUCAGGUUUCUGCACGAAACCGGGCUGGCCAUGAUUUAUGGCCUUAUUGUCGGGGUGAUCUUGCGCUACGUCGUUCAGGUCCCUCAGGACACCAAACCCGUCCCAACAAGCUGCCUUCUCAACGCCAGCACCCCCACCCUGCUGGUAAAUAUCAGUGGCAAAUUUUACGAAUACACCUUGAAGAGGGAGAUCAGUUCCAACGAGGUGAAUGACGUGAAAGACAACGAGAUGCUGCGCAAGGUUACGUUUGACCCUGAGGUUUUCUUCAAUAUUCUUCUCCCGCCCAUCAUUUUUCAUGCAGGCUACAGCUUGAAAAGGAGACAUUUUUUCCGGAACAUGGGAUCCAUCCUGGCUUAUGCCUUUGUGGGGACAGUGAUUUCCUGUUUUAUUAUUGGGUUGUUGAUGUACGGCUGUGUCACGCUGAUGAAGCACCUGGGCCAACUGGGUGGAGACUUCUUCUUCACUGACUGUCUAUUCUUUGGAGCCAUUGUCUCAGCAACAGACCCGGUGACGGUCCUGGCUAUCUUCCAUGAGCUGCAUGUUGACGUGGAUUUGUAUGCGUUACUGUUUGGAGAGAGCGUCCUCAAUGAUGCCGUAGCGGUCGUUUUGUCCUCGUCUAUUGUUGCAUAUCAGCCCCAAGGAGACAACAGCCACACGUUUGAGGCCAUGGCCCUGCUGAAGUCUUUAGGGAUGUUCCUUGGCGUUUUCAGCGGGUCCUUUUCUCUGGGCGUUGCCACGGGAAUUGUUACAGCUCUCGUGACGAAAUUCACCAAACUGAGGGACUUUCAGCUGCUGGAGACGGCUCUGUUCUUCCUCAUGUCCUGGAGCACCUUCCUGCUGGCUGAAGCUUGUGGCUUCACAGGUGUUGUGGCUGUGCUCUUCUGUGGCAUCACUCAGGCCCACUACACCUUCAACAAUCUGUCUCCAGAGUCUCAGGACCGGACAAAGCAGCUGUUUGAACUGUUAAAUUUCCUGGCAGAGAACUUCAUCUUCUCCUACAUGGGUCUGACCCUGUUCACCUUCCAGAACCACAUAUUUAAUCCCAUGUUCAUCGUUGGAGCUUUUCUGGCGGUGUUUGUGGGUAGAGCUGCUAACAUCUACCCUCUGUCACUCCUCCUUAAUCUGGGUCGAUUUAACAAGAUUAGAUCCAACUUCCAGCACAUGAUGAUGUUUGCAGGGCUGCGCGGUGCGAUGACCUUCGCCCUGUCCAUCAGGGACACGGCCACGUACGCCCGCCAGAUGAUGUUCUCCACCAAUCUUCUUGUGGUUUUCUUCACUGUUUGGGUUUGUGGUGGCGGCACCACUCAGAUGCUGUCCUGUCUGCGGAUACGAGUGGGAGUUGACUCCGAUCAGGAAAACUCUGUGAGUUUUGCUGACGGAUCAGAGAGGAGAAGCACCAAACAAGAAAGUGCCUGGCUUUUCAGAAUUUGGUACAACUUCGACCACAACUACCUGAAGCCCAUCCUGACGCACAGCGGCCCCCCUCUUACUACCACGCUUCCUCCCUGCUGCGGCCCCCUCGCCCGCUUCCUCACCAGCCCCCAGGCCUAUGAGAAUGAGUGUCAGCUGAAGGACGACGACUCUGACCUCAUCCUGACGGACGGUGACAUCAGCCUGACUUAUGGCGACAUCACGGUCAGCACUGACGCCACAGGCGCCCGCACCAGCGACGGCCUGGCCACGGACGACCUGGACCGGGAGCUGGCGUACGGCGAUCACGAGCUGGUGAUGAGGGGCACGCGCCUCGUUCUGCCCAUGGACGACUCUGAGCCGCCGUUCACGGAUCACCUGCGGAUGUGAAAACCAGGUUUCAGCGCAAACGUCCAUAACAAACUGACCUGAGCCACUGAGCAAAAGACGAGUCCCUGACUCUCCUCUUUUCACACUCCCAUUUUUAUUUUAUUUUAUUUUUCUGCACUUUGCCUUUUUUCCUUUUUGCUCACUUCCUCUUUGGGAAAUCGCUGUCUCUACCUCAUUCUCUUCCUGCUCAUUUCACACCUCUUACUUCAAUCAUUCCUGGUUUUCUUCACAUCUUUUCUCUUGUCAUUCAGCUUACUGUAGCAUCACAGCAUGAGUUAGAGAAUAAAUGCAAACGCCAACCCCUACCUAAUUUGUCAGUGUACAGUAUAUCUCAAGAGAAACUAUAACGUUGUUAUGCAUGUGGAGGUUGCUUAUGUUUUCUUUGUAUUUUAGGAUAUAUUGCUUUUCUUUUCGGUCGGCGUUUUGGGUCUGACUUUGAAUGUUGCUGCCUUUUCUCUGAGCAUCAGAAGCAAGCUGGCCCAGUGGAAAACUUUACUGUACAUUUGGUUACAAUCAAGUGCCUGGGAAUUGUAGUUUUUAAGCAUGGCAACUCCAUACUAGGUUAUCUCUGAGAGGGAAAGUGAUUUUGGGAUGGCACAGGAGAAAAUAUAAAAAUAUAUAUUAUACCCAAGAGAAGCCUCCGUCCCUAAAGGUAGCAAUAUACUGCACAGGUGUGUCUGGAGGGAUUGUGCUCGUAAAUAUUUUGUGAAGCGGUAGGAGCCACUUACGGAUCUCUCUGGGUGACCUUAGACUGUGACAUUAGAGAGAGGCUUAACGCCUUCCUCUGGACGCCGAGCGCAGCCACAACAGACUGAAGGUUUGCUGCUGUGAAAAUGAGACCUAAAUGAGGUGAAGUGAGUCAGCUUUGUGCCAUUCCCGUCACGCAUUUUGACGCUUUGUGUUUUCCGAAUCCAUUCGACCUUAAAGUGUUUUCUACGCUUUUUGCAGAGGAACAUUUGUCAUACACAUCCAGCUUUGUUCACAUAUUUCUAUUCAGAUAUUUUUUCAGGAAAGUAAUAAAAAAUAAAACGUUUUGGUACCUAAACUUGACACUAAAACAUCUGCUGUCUUUUUGAUAUAAUUAGAGAUUAGAGAGAUUAUCUACUUGCAGAAGGGUGAAGUAAGUUUUGUUUCUUCAUUAAUAUGGUUUCAUAUUGCUGAACGAUGAAUGUAUUGGCUGACUUAAACUAGGCAUCUUUCAGUGCUUUGCUAGUUUCAUCUCUGAAAUAUAUUUUCUGCUACACAACUUUACUACCACAGUUAUUUAUGCAGCUAAAUCUCAGUGGGUGUGAAUAUCAUCACAUUAAUUUAUUUCAGUAUUUCAGUUCAUAAAUUGCAUUACUGUGGAUUUAUUGGACACAGAGUGAAAUAUUCAAGUUAUUUCUGUUGAUUCUGAUUACCAGCUAAUGAAAACACAAAUUUCAGUUUCUCUGUAAGUGAGAAUAUUACAUCAGACCAAGAACAAGUGAUCCUCUAGCAACUUGGAUUGUGUGCCUUUCCACUCAUCUUUCUCACCUUUCAACCUUGAAAACUAAACGAGGAACUAACUUUACCUUAUAUUUAAAAAGAGAACAAAAACCCACAACAAUGGUGUCCUUUUUCUCCUUAGCUUCUUCAUAUAUGCUACUAGAUGUUUUCCUUCCACUCAACUUUCUAGUAAGCUCUCUUCUUUAGCUCUGAGCUCUUGCAGCUUACCUCUUCAUGUGGAUGUCAUUGGCUGCAUUCUGGAUAACUAUACAAUCAACAGUCAUACACGUGACUGUGUAUCAUAACGUAACAACUUUAAAUAAUAAAUUACAAAUAUUAAUCUUAUACGAUGUUCUGAUUUUACUUUUAUGAGAAAUUGAAAUUUGAGUUUUCAUAAUCAGAUGAAUUUGCAGCAAAUAUCUCAGUCUGUGUGCAAUUAAUCUCAAUAAUAUGCAACUUUCCUUUUUUUAUUUAAAUUACUGAAAUAAAAUAAGUUUUUAAUGAUGUUCUCAUGUAGUGAGAGAUAAAUACACGUUUUCUCUGUUUGACUAAUCAGCUCAAUAUUGCAGUGCUGGAUUUUAUACAUUGCCAUGUCUUUGUCUCUCCUUAUAAUUCAUAAUAUUAGGGCUGUGCGGUAUUUGGAAAACAUGGCAUUACAUUAAUAUUGUUGAACUCAUUAGUCCUUUGGGUAACAAACCUCUUUCUGGGACAAUUAAAGACCAUCCAAUCAAUCAGUUAUCCUAUUAAGUUGCAGAAUUUUAAAAGAUGACUCCUAAAAUGUUGCAGCCUCCUAAAUAUUGCAUCUUGACAGAUUAAUAUUUCAUAUUUCAGAUACCCUGGGAGGAGUAGAUAUUUGCACUGGGACUGUUCCAGGUCUUUAUUUUGAAAGCUGCCAGUGUUGGACUAGUUUACUUGCUGGAUUUCUUUUUUUCCUAUUUCGUGCUGAACUGUUUACUCACGAAUCAUUUGAAGGUAAAACAGAAGUUUAUUUGCACAUUUGCUUUAUUUUUGUUCAUGUUAAAGAAGAACGGAAAGCUUUCUGAACUCGUUUAGGUCUGCAGAGUUUCGCAUCUGCUGAUGCUGACUGAACAGGAAGCGGUCGGGUUGUCGCCGUGGCGACGCUGUGUUUAUUUGAACCGAAGCCAGAAUACAUUUGGUGACUAAGCUGAACACCACCAUCUUUUUUUGUGUUUUGGCCUCGGUGCGAGCCAAAGAAAAAUAAGUGAGUUCAUGCAGAAUAAAUGCAGGAUGAUGGGAAUUAAAAAAAGAGAGAGGGAAAGAAUAAAGGAGUGAACAGAAGGAGGGAAGUAGAGCAGGCUUGUAGAUAUCGCUCUUCCUUUCUUAAUUAUCUUCUGCUGUGCAGGAACCUCUAAUUUAACUUUUUAUUUCUUGUUUGCUUACUUGUUUGCUUUAAUCAGGCAUUCUUUAUGACUCCACAUGAUCUAUUUUUAUGUUGAAUUAUCAUUUCAGUUGUUUGUAUGAUACAUUUUUUAAAGAGAGGAAAUAAAGUGAAAGAAGCCUGUAAUUCACACUCAUUUUGUGUGCUUUAUUUGUUUUCAGUAAUGUUUUAGUUUUAUCCGACAGCUGGUUUUAUAGUAUUUACUGUUUUAUUUUGAGUGAUGUUUAUAGAGGUUUUUUUAGCUUCUGUAAAAAACCAUUUCAGUGACUUUAAAGAUGAUUUCAUGCAUAUUUUCCAUCUUAUCUGGUACCUUUGUAUCUUGUAUGUUUCCAACAAGAUGCUUUUUCUAUGAUGUCUUCAGAGCAUAAAUUAUCUUUCGCUGAUUGUGCAUCUUUGAAAAAAAAAAAAAGAAGUUAAAUAAAUCUGAGCAGAACUGUGUGCCAUUAUUAUCUACAUGCCACAAUGUGAACUCUUCAAAAGGUGAUCGAGGUCUUGGUGUUUCUCUGCUCUCUGAUCCGUACCUGGAUCUUUGAUCAGUGGAAAUCCUGUCUGAAGUAGCUGACCAAAGAGGCCUGCUGUGGUCCGUGUUUUCAGACACUCUGCUCUCUUUCUCUCUCUCUUCAUUCUGCAUUUUCUCUCUGUGUGAAUGUGUCCAAAUGUCUGCAAGUGUUUAUGGACGUGUCUGGCAAAAAAAAAACUAACAAAAAAACAUGAAACUGUGUCCUCUUUUUUUUGUUUUUGUUGCCGAUACUGACUGUUUACAUCUGUGUAAAUAUACUCACCUGUUCUGUGUGCGUGCAACGGUCAAUAAACUAGAGCCUUUGCAUUUGAUUAAA